Molecule: messenger RNA, 1855 nt
Organism: Selaginella moellendorffii
Lineage: Eukaryota; Viridiplantae; Streptophyta; Lycopodiopsida; Selaginellales; Selaginellaceae
Product: putative Rieske 2Fe-2S iron-sulfur protein YhfW
Exons: 10
Coding region: 60-1769 (569 amino acids)
Cellular component (GO): membrane; cytoplasm
Molecular function (GO): oxidoreductase activity; 2 iron, 2 sulfur cluster binding
Source: RefSeq, a predicted model, not a curated record
UCUCAAGGCAUGCAAUGGGAGGCAUCUAAAUAGCAGAGGCUCUACAUUGGUUGCCUAGAAUGGCGCACUGUCUGCACUGCGUAGCGAUUCCAAGUUCAACGUUUAGGAAGCUUGGCAUCAGUGACAUCCCCACGAAGAAAAUCCCGCUCGGGAGAUGGAGUAAAAAUACCGCAAGGUGUACGCUGCAGACUGAGAAGCAGGGAUCUACGCCUUCCACAGGCAAGGGUGCAGUACCAGGUGUUCGAGAUACAGUAUGGGACCAAAAGCAGCUUGCUGUGCCAAGCAACCCGAAGCUUCAGCAGAACACGCAUGCAGAUGUCGUUGUGGUUGGAGGAGGAAUCGCUGGCAUAAGCGUAGCCUACAAUCUUGCCAAAGCUGGCAAACAGGUUGUAGUCUUGGAGGCUCGUGCGAUAGGAAGCGGCCAAACGGGCAAGACAACUGCACAUCUUAUGCCAUGGUUUGAUGACUACUACUUCGAAGCAGAGAGCACCCUCGGGAGUGAUAAAUUGAACCUCAUUGCUGAUGCACAACAUGGCUCGAUUGAUUGGAUAGAGAAUGUCGUCAAGGAAGAGGGUAUUGAAUGCAAUUUUAGAAGACUUCCAGGGUACCUUGUGCCAGUUGAAGACGACCAACAGAAUGCUGAAAAACUCCGUAAGGAGUACGAAGCAUGCAAACGAGCGGGUUUAAAUGACGUGCGGCUCGAGGAUUUGAAACACGAUCCCAAAAACGGAAAUUUUGGCAUGGCCCUUGUCUUUCCAAACGCGGGGGAGUUCCAGCCGAUAUUGUAUGUCAAGGGGCUGGCAGAGGCAGCCAAGAAGCAUGGAGCUCAAAUCUUCGAGCAGACAUCAGUCGUUCAACAUGAAGGGACCAAAGUCGUAACGGACGGAGGUCACACCGUCACAGCCAAGGCUCUCGUCUUAGCUACAAACUCCCCCAUCAACAAAAACUUGGCAAUUCAUGCUCGACAGUACGCACGACGAAGCUACGUGGUUGGCCUCAAAGUUCCCAAGGGAGCUAUCAACCGCGCCUCAUGGUGGGAUACAGCCUCUCCUUACCAUUACGUAAGGCUUGAGGACAAGGACGACUAUGAAGUCUUGGUCGUUGGUGGAGAGGAUCACAAAGUUGGAAUUGAGCCGAAUCAAUACUUGGACCGGCAUGGCAGUCUAGAGGCAUGGGCUCGUUCUCACUGGCCUGCAGCUCAGGAGCUACUGUACAAGUGGUCUGGCCAGGUCUAUAUGCCAUCAGAUUUCCUCCAUCUACACGGUCAUGAUCCAUUGAACACCGAGAAUGUUUAUGUUGCGACCGGUGACAGCGGCCAGGGAAUGACUGGUGGCACUAUAGCUGGUGUAGUGAUUUCGAAUUCGAUUCUCGGACACAAGCACAGAUGGGGCGACCUCUUUGAUCCUUCUCGGUUCCCUCCGGCUUCACUGACCUCGGCCCAAAUGCUUGCCCAAGAAGUCGGGGAGAAUAUUGAGGGUUUUAAAAACGUCCUCCCGGGACAAGGACUGACGAAGCUCACCGUGGACAGCAUCCUACUUGACGAGGGAGCUAUCAUCCAAGAAGGAUUGAACAAAGAAGCAGUAUAUAGAGACUCUUCAGGGAACGUGCAGAGAUAUUCCGCUAUAUGUCCGCACUUAGGCUGCGCCGUCAAGUGGAACCCGAGCGAUAAGACGUUCGACUGCCCUUGCCAUGGAUCGCAGUUUGAUGCACAGGGUGUGGUCGUAAACGGACCUUCUCCAACAAACUUGACUCCAAUGUCCUACAACUGAGGAACACACAACGAUUUUGUAACCCGGCGGCUAUGAAACUCCUGUUCAUAUAAAUAAUGAAAGAUGGAGCAGGAAUCAUUUUCAAA